Molecule: messenger RNA, 854 nt
Organism: Oncorhynchus keta (chum salmon)
Lineage: Eukaryota; Metazoa; Chordata; Actinopteri; Salmoniformes; Salmonidae
Product: hairy/enhancer-of-split related with YRPW motif protein 1-like
Exons: 4
Coding region: 1-840 (279 amino acids)
Biological process (GO): Notch signaling pathway; regulation of neurogenesis; regulation of transcription by RNA polymerase II
Cellular component (GO): nucleus
Molecular function (GO): DNA-binding transcription factor activity, RNA polymerase II-specific; protein dimerization activity; RNA polymerase II cis-regulatory region sequence-specific DNA binding
Source: RefSeq, a predicted model, not a curated record
AUGACUACUGGGACCAGUGGUCUGCCCAGUGGUGCUGUUGCUCCACAGAUUAUUGAGAAACGGCGACGUGACCGAAUCAACAACAGCCUGACUGAUCUCAGAAGACUUGUGCCAAGUGCGUUUGAGAAGCAGGGAUCGUCAAAAUUGGAAAAAGCUGAAAUGUUGCGGAUUACUGUGGAUCAUUUGAAGAUGAUACAUGCUGCCAGUGGACAAGGGUAUUUAGAAGCCCACGCCCUGGCCAAGAACUACCGCAACCUGGGCUUCAGGGAGUGUCUGUCAGAGACGGCCCGCUACCUAAGCAUCAUGGAGGGCUGGAACAGUGUCGACCCACUCCGCGUACGCCUGGUCUCUCACCUCAACAACUACGCCUCUCAGAGAGACAUCCACACUGGAUUGACUGGACACCCUGGACAACUAGCCUGGGGCUCCGCUUUGAGGACACCCUCUGCCCACCUGCCACACCCCCUCUUACCACUCCCCCAGGGACGGACACUAGCCCCCCACAGUACCAGCAGCCCACCCUCCUCCUGCUCCAUCUCCUCCUCCUCCUCCAUGUCAUCCCCCUGUUCAACUGAUACCUCAGUGACCUCCAGACUCAGCGUGACGGCCCCCUCAGAGGCACUCAGGGUGCCCCCCAAUGACAAUCUACCCCUGGGGCUGGCCCUGUCAGUCUCAGCCUCCAAGCUCUCCCAACCACCACCCCUCCUCUCCUCCCUGUCUGCCUUCUCCUUCACUACUUUUCCCCUAGUGUCCCCGGCAGCCCUCAAUUCAUCAGGCUCCUCCACAGCCCUGAGAAAUCAGCCUUACAGGCCCUGGGGGACCGAGAUCGGGGCCUUCUGAACUCUUGUGAUCAU